Molecule: messenger RNA, 1320 nt
Organism: Paramecium primaurelia
Lineage: Eukaryota; Ciliophora; Oligohymenophorea; Peniculida; Parameciidae
Source: the annotation of a GenBank genome assembly
AUGAAAAGUGUAGAACAGUUAUUUCCACAAUUUCAGGUUGUCAACAUUGUGAGAUAAAACACUUAUAAAAAAUCAGUGAUUGUGAAAAGGAGUGGAUAUAAUUAUAUGCUUAGGAUAUUUAAUCUUGAAGGAAUUUCUAAAGAUAGAAUUCAAUCAAUCAUCAAAAUUAUUAAUAAAUUAUCUAAUCAUAAGAAUCCUCAUAUAGUUAAAUUUUAUGAGGCCUCUUUUGAUCAUGAUAUGACUUAUUUAGGGUAAUGAUAAAAAUUAUAUUAUUAGCAUAGUUAGUGAAUAUUUGGAUAAAUAAUACGAAUACCCUUUAAAAGAAGUUGACAUUUGGAAUAUCAUUUAAGAGGUAUCCAACAUGUCCUAUGUAGUUACUAUUUGCAUUACAAUAAUUUCAUCCAAAAAGAGUACAUGGUAAAUUAUAAUUGUCAAAUUUAUUUUAAAGUAAAGGAAAGACUAUUUUGGGUGAGAUGAAUGUUUUAUAUUAUUUACAUAAAUAAAACUAUCAAGAUAUUUAUUUACUAGCACCAGAAUUUAUUAAAUCUCAAAUAUAUGAUCAUAAAUCAGAUAUAUGGAUGGCUGGUUAUAUGCUUUAUUAGAUGAUGUUUAAGGAUCCACCGAUCAUAGCUAAUAAUGUUGAUAUUUUACAUAAAAAAAUACUUAAGGGAAUAUAAAUAACAUAUAAUCCAAAUUAUAGUCUUAAUUUGAAUAAUUUAUUAAGAUUGAUGAUGUGUUAUGAUUCUGAAUUAAGACCUAAUGUUGAAUAAAUACAAUAUUUUUGUUAACAAUCUUAAAUAUCUAAUGAAGAAAUCAAUAUUAAUAGAAUAUUACCUAAAUUCAAAGUAGAUAAAGUAAUAUUACAUAAAAAGAGAACUGAAAAGAAAUCAGAACCUAUUUAAAAUAUAGUAUAUUUGAAUGAAGAUCAAUUUAAAUAACCAUAUUUUCCACCUUCCAAAAUUAUUAAAUAAAAAAGACUCUUAUUAUAAAAAUAAAUUACAUCAGUCAUGGAUCUAGGUCCAUCCAAAAAAACUAAUUAAUCUGUUUAAUUCCCUAAAAUUUUAAAUUACUAAUUUAGUAAAUUGAAAAUUAGGGAAUCUAGUACAGUUCCAGGUUCCAUUGGAAAUUCUGAUUAGCUAGAAAAGUACUUUAUUCUUUAAUUUCAGAUUGCAAAAUAAAUCUUAAAUUAAUAAAUUAGAAUUUGAUAAUAUUUUACCAUAAACUAAAAAAACCAUUCAAACUCAGAGAAAAUCUCCAAAUAGAAUUCAAUUAUAAUAAGAAUUUUAAAAUAGAUAAAAGAGUUAAAGAUUAUUUUAUUGA